Molecule: messenger RNA, 4077 nt
Organism: Cuculus canorus (common cuckoo)
Lineage: Eukaryota; Metazoa; Chordata; Aves; Cuculiformes; Cuculidae
Gene: IL2RB
Product: interleukin 2 receptor subunit beta
Exons: 10
Coding region: 298-2052 (584 amino acids)
Biological process (GO): immunoglobulin mediated immune response; cytokine-mediated signaling pathway
Cellular component (GO): external side of plasma membrane; membrane
Molecular function (GO): cytokine receptor activity; protein binding
Source: RefSeq, a predicted model, not a curated record
CUUCCUGUGCAAAGGUGAGAGGGAGAAGACGGAGAGACCACGCACAUGUGAGAGGAACAGCUCUGCAGUGCAACUGCUGGGCUGAAGGCAUCUCUAUCACUCCAGCAGCACUGGCUAGCAGCUGGACAUGCAUUGAACUAGGAUAUCCACCUCCAUCCCUCUCCCUUUCCCACUCCAUGCUCCCCUAACGGUUGACAGCCAGUACCUGCUUCCAUCCAACCCAGUGACCUGGUCCCUGGGGACUUACUUCAUCUGGACCAUCGGGUGCCUGCAGCGGAAAGUGUGUCACCAGUACAGAUGAAGCCCUCUUUGCUGCUUCUGUGUCACAUCUGGCUGUUCAGCCUCAUGCCUCUCUCAUGGACAUUAGAUUCGGCACAAGGUGCCUCCAGCCUAAAUUGUUGGUAUGACUCGCGGGCAACUCUCUUCUGCGACUGGAACCCCAGCAGGGACCUGGUUGAAGCACCAUGCCAUCUGGAGAUUUUAUCAAAUUUAGCUCUUUGUGACAGGUUAUUUCCCUUACCUGAAAAAUUCAAGGAGCACUGUGAAUUACCCAAGGCAGAACACAUGACAGGAUUGAGGAGAUGCAUCAAGACCUUCAGCAAAAACAGUAAUACUCAAUGCUUCACCACUGCAGAUCGCCUGAAGAUGUCUGUCCAUUGUCAAAUUGGAGACAAAAAGACAAUACCCGUGCAAAUAGAAGAUUUCAGUCCACUUGCAAAUAUAAAGCUGAGGCCUCCAGGAAAUCUUCAGCUGGCUAGAAAAACUGAAAACACCUACAACUUAACAUGGAGCCUGAAUAUUUCCUCUCACUAUUUGGAUGGGGAGCGCGAAUAUCAAGUGCGGUACCGAACCACGAGUCAGUCCUGGGAGGAGGCCAGGAACUUCACGAUUGUGCAGGACCAGAUGUGGGUGGUGUUUGAGAGCCUCUCUCCUGACUUAAAAUAUGAGGCAGCUGUCCGUGCAAGACCAGGUGCCUCAAGUACUCACAAAGGCGUGUGGAGCGACUGGAGUGAGACGAUACUGUGGAGGACACCUGCCAAUCAAACAUCCCAGCCGUUCCUGCCAGCUCUCAUAGUGAGCACUUGCAUCUUUGUGAUCAUUGGGACUGCCUUCCUUAUUAACUUACGGAACCUGAAAUGGUUUAAGAAGAUCUUGAAGAUUCACAUCCCAGACCCCGAGAAAUUCUUUCCCCCACUUGUUUCUGUCCACGGAGGUGACAUUCAGAAAUGGCUCUCCUCCCCAUUCUCCACAUCUUCCUACUGUGUGAACAGCACAACCCCGGAGAUCUCUAUGCUUGAGGUGAUGCAGAAGAAUGACCAGGAAUCACAGUUUCUACUUUCCAAGGGAACACUGAUGCCCGAGCCACCUUUAGAAACCAGUGGCCAUUCUGUAUCCAGCUGCUUCACCAACCAAGGCUACUUCUUCUUCGACCUUCCCAACUCCUUUGAGAUUGAGCCCUGUCAGGUCUAUUUCACCUAUGAGCCUUUCACCCAGGAGGGCUGUGGCAGUGAGGAUGGCAAGCCUUACCAUACCCUCCCCUCCCCCGACCUCUGCACAGUGGCAGAGGACAUGCCCGUGUUGUCCUACAACUUCCUUCAAUGUAACAGGGUGACCCAGGGCUUCCAAAACAGCUUCUUUGUGGAAGAGACAGAAGGUGAAGCCAAAUGGGACACAGCUAUUUCUGGGGCUCUCCAGUCAAGUGAAGGCACCUCACCAAGACCAGUUCUCAAACAGGAUAAGAACGUGACAGACAAAGCAGAUUUACAACCUGCUGAGGCCCUGUGCCAGCUAGACUCUGACUUUCCUGACCCACCAGACCUGCAUGACGGUGAUGUUAUUGAUAUAACAGAAGGGGGCAUGAAGACAGGUCCUGCAGUUGUCCCCUAUACACCAGCAGCACAUGCUACCUCUUCUUUCUCUCAGACUCCACCUCUAAGGCAAACCCAGAAUGAGGACCCAUGCGGAACAGCCUUCUCCAACCAGGUUCCAAAUACUGGUGCCUACCUUUCUCUGAAGGACCUCCAAAGCCAGUACAGCCAUCGCUCUGUCUAGGAUCUGCCUGGAGGAAAUGCACAGGUGGGAAAGGCAUUCUCUGCAGAGAAAGCUAGAUGAACUGUUCUUCUGUUCAGGACAUGAACAUGACUUCAGCAUCAAACCCAAUGGGACUAUUCUUUAAUGAGGCUGGAGAACAUAAUUACUCUAGAGGGUUGCAAGAUCAGAAAAUGGAUAGGAUGGACAAGAUGUAAAUUCAUAGAUGGCUUACAAGAGUAGCACUUGUUCCCAAGGUAAAGUGUGAAAUGAGAGGACAUUUUGCUUGGACAACUGGACUAGUGGACAGUAAAGCAGUACUUGGAGAGUGAUAAAAGCACAUUAAACCUGUUCAGUGCCUACACAGACUUAAGAGCCUGGUUCUUAGGCAAUAUAGGCCAACAAGGACUCACCUUUGUAACUGAACCUUUUUCUCUGCUGUUACUGUAUCCAAUGGAAUAGAAACCCCUUCCCACACUGCUCAAGUGCUAUUCUGAACCUCACCAGUUUGUUUUUUCCAUCUCAGCUCCCAAUAGGAGGCUGUGCCAGCUCUUCCAUGUUCUGCAUCUUAGUGUACAAUAGCACACAGCAAUGAGGGUGAGCAGGGACAUGGCCCAUUUGCCUCAUAUAAGCCUAAAAUCCUCUAAUGGAAAGGAGAAAUGCUGGAAGAGGUGGACGAGAUUUUACAGGGGACAGCAGCACUACAGUCAGUGCUGAGGUGGAUGAGGAAAAGGAUGAAGAUAUGUCCUCCUGACUGACCAAAGGUAUAUUUUUUUCUGUCAUGUUUCCACUUCAGGUUUUAAUCAGAAAUUACAUUCUGAGUUACUCGGUCCAGCCUAAGACUUGAUUAUCUAAGGUCAGCUCAGAGACACGACUGUGUCAACUGUAUAAGCAGUGCAGUGUGAAAGAAAUACUCAUUAUUGGGUUAAAAAUAGUGGGGAAUUCCCCUCCUCCCCACCUUUCUUUCCCUCAGGUCUGAUGAUGGCAGUAAAAAGAACACACACAAUUUCCCAUUCUUGCUGCAAUAUUUUUAAUGAAAUCGAAAGCCUUUCUGCCCUGCUGGUAAAAUACAGUUAUUUGACUACGAUAAGCUGAUUGCAGAAUAGUUCAUCCCACAUCCUGUAUUAGUGGAAAUCAUCUCAGCAGUAGUACCCAUUCCUUCCAUUGCUUAAGGGAAACCACUGCCUAAUUAGUGGCAAAGAUGUGGUGAAUGAGCCCAGAAAACUAAUCCACAAAUCAGCACCUUUGAUGAAAAAAAACUUCAAUCCACUCACAGAGAAAGGGGAUAAAAAAGACUAUUUUUUUCCUCUCUGGGUUGAGAAAAAACAGAAGAAAAGUGGCAAGGCAAAGGAAGCCAAGCUGGUUUGGUUGCAUCCAUCCCUGCAUUCAUCUGUACCAUCUGCCCAUUUUCUUUUUCUGUUCAUCAGUGGGAAAAAAACCCCAAACCUGCUGUAAAGAUCAUUUUUCUAAGAGUUUAUGUAUCAAAAGUGUCAAGGAUAUCAAACUUAUUGGUAUUUCUGUCACCCCUAUGAGUGUCAUCGAGAACUAACUCUUCCCUACCUCUGUACGAGUGUUGAGAUUCCCCUUUGUUGGUCCCACACUGUUACUCAACCUUGGAUUGUGCAGCCUGAAUGUUAUUAAGAGUCCCAACUAUGGAGUCACCCGCUGGAUUUGCUUUCACCUCAAAAGAGCCGCUCAAAGGAGUGGAGCCUAUCUGCAGAUGAGAGGGCUGGGAGAGUUAUACCUCUCCUCUCAUCAGUUUCUUCACCACCUCCAUCAAGACAUGGACCACUCUGUUGUCUCCAGAAGACAAUAGGUGAAGAGGACCCCACAGCUUCCCAGAUAAGGAAGCACAAGGCUUGUCCAGCUGUUUGGUGUACUUUGAAAAUCUUUUCAGAUAGACUUCAAAGACACUGAAUUCCUUAUCACUGAUGGUCAAUUUGCUAUCUUACAUGGCCCAAGGAUCCUAAUGGUACUGAUGGUUAUCCUGUCCCAAUGUAGGUCUUCAUAAGCUUCUCAACUAUUCUUGCUGCUAAGUACAAACUAAAA